GUAUUACUCGGGGGCUCUUCAAAGCUUGGGGGGAAAAAGACGGAGGAGUUGUAGCGGGGAGGUUGUGCGGAUUGGAAGCGGUCAGGUUGGGAAAGGGUUGUGGAUGGCGCUGCAACUCGUUGCCCACGUGAGGGUAAAAUCUGGGGAAUGCAUCAAAGUGAAAGGCAAGGUGGCACCUGAGGCCGAGAGCUUUGCCCUCAACCUGGGCCAGGACGAGUCGAACCUGAUCCUUCACUUCAACCCUCGAUUUGAUUUCCGUGGGGACAUCCGGACCAUCGUGUGCAACUCCAAGGCCGAUGGAGAUUGGGGCACAGAAUUGCGAGAGUCAAGGUUCCCUUUCCAGCAUGGAGAAGAGACUAAGCUGUGUGUCUCUUUUGAUGCCGAAGAAAUAACAGUGGAGCUGUCUGAAGGGCAGGAACUAAGAUUCCCCAAUCGGUUGGGCCUGGAGGCUGUGGACUACUUCUCUGUUACUGGCGAUCUUGAUGUUAAGUCGAUCAAGUUUAAGUGACCUUCCUUGGCAUCAUAGCUCUUGCUUCACAUCUUAAAGGACAACUUACAUGAGUAAAAUGAGAACAGGAUCCUCAGCAGAUUGUGUCCUUCCAGUUUCUUUUUUUGUUUCAGUAGUUACAUUAACUACAGUAUAACUUGAUCAUUUCUUGCCCGUUACGUUCCAAGAUUUGUUUGCCCUCUGGAUAACAAACCUCAAAGUUCCGACAACUGUGUAGAGUUCAGAACUUGGAAAUGUUUUGGGAUUUAUUAUUAUUUUUUGAACUGCAGUUCCCAGGAAUCUGGGAGUUGCUUUCUAAAAGUAACAUUUCUAUUCUUUAGUACAGGUUACAGUUGAGGUUUGGGCCAUUGGGAACAGGCUGGUUGCUUAAUACCAAUUUGGGAAAAGUCUCAAGGACCACCUUUAAGCAGCGGAUGAAGACAAGGAUAUGGGACAAAGCUCAGAAAAUUGGGCCUGGUUAGAUGUAACUUUCACCGAUUAAAGACAUUCCUCUGCCCAAGCAUUGCUCGGUUCUGUCCAUAACUAGUACAGUGGUGCCUCACAUAGCAAGGUUAAUCCGUUCCGGAUUAACCUUCGCUAUGUUGAAGCAUCGUUGA
This is a messenger RNA of Pogona vitticeps (central bearded dragon), 1104 nucleotides long. RefSeq names its product galectin-1-like. The record is from RefSeq and is a predicted model, not a curated record. Lineage: Eukaryota; Metazoa; Chordata; Lepidosauria; Squamata; Agamidae. Gene Ontology annotation, molecular function: laminin binding; lactose binding.